Guillardia theta CCMP2712 is the source of this 1347-nucleotide messenger RNA. Its product is annotated as glutamine synthetase. The transcript has a single exon. NCBI's taxonomy places the organism in Eukaryota, Cryptophyceae, Pyrenomonadales, Geminigeraceae. Gene Ontology annotation, cellular component: cytoplasm. Gene Ontology annotation, molecular function: glutamine synthetase activity. The record is from RefSeq and is a predicted model, not a curated record. The coding region runs from base 8 to 1306 and encodes 432 amino acids.
AGCCGCCAUGCACGCAGUUCUCGGAGGACUUCUCCUCCUCCUCCCGUGCACUUCUGCAUUCCUUCCUUCCACUCCCUCCUCCCUUCUCUCUUCUCGUUCACUCACCCUCAAGUCUGCUGCAGCCAGGCAUGCCUCCCCUUUGCCGCGCCCAUCCCUCGCUGCUCGCCCAUCCCCACGAUUCGCAGCUGCGCUUCGUAUGGCGCAUGGAAAGUGCCGUGCUGAGUACAUCUGGAUCGGAGGUAGAGGAGGAUGCGGAGAUGACUACCGCUCCAAGACCCGUGUGUUGGAUAAGCGUCCAACCUCGGUCUCUGAGCUUCCCCUGUGGAACUACGAUGGAUCGUCGACUGGUCAGGCCCCGGGAGGGGAUUCUGAGAUCUACUUGCAGCCUGCCUUCAUGUGCGCGGAUCCCAUGCGUGGAGGAGACAACAUCCUCGUCCUUUGCGAGAUGAUCGACCCGAAGAACAACCCCAUCCCUACCAGCACCCGCAGUGUGGCUAAGAAGAUCUUUGACCAGGCGCCCGAGGAGGAGCCAUGGUACGGUAUCGAGCAGGAGUACACUCUCUUCCAGGACGGCGUUCCCAUGGGCUGGCCCAAGUCUACUGCUCGUCCCUUUGACAUUCCCAGCCCUCUCAUGCAGUUCGGCUAUCCUGGACCCCAGGGCCCAUACUACUGUGCAGUUGGCCAUGACGUUUCGUUCGGACGCCUCAUCUGCGAGGAGCAUCUCGAGCUUUGCCUCGAAGCCGGCCUUAACGUCGGCGGUAUCAACGGAGAGGUGAUGCCUGGACAGUGGGAGUUCCAGGUUGGUCCCUGCGUCGGCAUCGAGGCUGGCGAUCACCUCCACAUGGCUCGCUUCCUCCUCCAGCGCGUCUGCGAGGAGAACGGAGUGAUUGUCUCCUUUGACCCCAAGCCCAUCCCUGGAAACUGGAACGGAGCUGGAUGCCACACCAACUUCUCUACCAAGAAGAUGCGUGCCGACGGAGGCCUCAAGGUCAUCCUUGAUGCCUGCGAAAAGCUCGGCAAGAACCACGAGAAGCACAUCAGACUCUACGGCGAGGGCAACGAGCGCCGCCUUACCGGAACCUGCGAGACCAACUCCAUCGACAACUUCAAGUACGGAGUUGCUGACCGUGGUGCCUCCAUCCGUAUUCCCCGCUUCACCGAUCGUGACGGCAAGGGCUACAUGGAGGAUCGUCGCCCUGCCUCCAACAUCGAUCCCUAUGUUGUCACUGCUCUCAUCUUUGACACCUGCUGCCUCAAGGGAGACACCACUGCUUUCGAGGCCUACAAGAACAGCAUCCAGUUGUAAGCGGUCGUAGAGCUCGAUUUUGAAUACACUUGCUAAACGUG